Molecule: messenger RNA, 7967 nt
Organism: Ahaetulla prasina
Lineage: Eukaryota; Metazoa; Chordata; Lepidosauria; Squamata; Colubridae
Product: zinc finger protein 135-like
Exons: 5
Coding region: 2197-3768 (523 amino acids)
Biological process (GO): regulation of transcription by RNA polymerase II
Molecular function (GO): RNA polymerase II cis-regulatory region sequence-specific DNA binding; DNA-binding transcription factor activity
Source: RefSeq, a predicted model, not a curated record
UUCUCUCUUUUUUCUCUUUCCUUCUUUUCUCCAGCCAGGAUGUGGAACUAAGCUUCCUGGAUCUUGCAGCUGGUUUGCCUAAGCCCCCUCUCUUUUAUCCUAGCUCCCUGCAAGGGAGAGAGGGGGGCUUUCUAACCGUCCAUCACCAUUCCCGUGCAGGCGCCAGAUGCUGUAGUAUAUGCCUAACUGCAGGUAAAUCUUGUGAAACAAUGUAAGGGGUGAGAAAGAAGCAUACAAGAAUCCGGGGUCUUCAGCCCCUACUCGGACUGCUUCCCCUUCCCAGCGUAAGGUCCGAUGCACAUGGAGGAAACAAUGGAGGCUGUGCGGGAUAUAGAUGGACUUUGGUCUGGGAUUACUGUCCCAUUUUCUUGCCUGAACUUUCAGACCUGCAUCCAGAUCUGGGGUUGGGGAUGCCCAGAGGAAGGGACAAUACUGUAGUAACACAUGAGGAUGGGUUACUUUGAUGGAGGAAGGGGAUAAGGAGGAAGGUCCAGCAUCAGUUGCCUUUUGUAAUCUUUUCCGUCCCCUUCAGCCCACCUUCUUUGCAAAUCUUUUAAAUCAAUAACUUCAGAGUUCUUGGUGCCACCUGUGAUACCCCUAUUCAUUAGUAUAUAUGUAUUAUCCCAUAUUGUGGAUUAGUUUGUUUCCAUGGGAUGUGUAAUAGAUCCUGAAGCUUCACUUCUGGGAGAUGUUUAGUAUAGGUCCUUAAAAUAAACUCUGUAUAUUUGAAAAAGCAAAUUUUAAUCUAUGAGAGCUUUAUGCCAGAUAAUUGCCUUCGCUACAACAGACUAAUUCUGUUGUUCCACUGGAAUUUGCACAGCAUGUAAUCUCUUUUAUUUUUUUCAUAAAUGCCUACAGUAUUUUUUUUCUUUGGCAGAAAAUUAAAAUUUAGCCGCUUAGAUGUAAUAAAUGAUACAAAUAUCAUAAGACAUAAGAACAUAUUUUUAGUACAGAGGAUUUAAGGACUGUCCCAGAUCUGGGAUAGCCAUGCCUAUGUGAUAUCAUAAUUUAUAAAUAUGUCUGCUGCGAUUACAGUUUGCAUUAAAAUGUAUUUUUGAAAGCAUUUAUUCUAAAUGUAUACAUAUGCUGCUAUAUUCAUGUUUAGGGUAGUCAACUUAUUUUCUAUAGUUUAUAUUCAACCUUAUCAUAUUGCUCCUUUUUUCUUUUCUAAGAACAGGGUCCACAGUUCUCAGAGGACAGAAAAAAACCUUCCCCAAGUUACUAUCCCCAAAAUGUAUUCAGAUCACAACUCCAAAUAAUCCACUGACUAAGAACUUGGGUUUGUAUAUUCCAGUAUAGAUGAAGUUCACCAGAAUCAAGAUGGCUGUUUUAAGCCUAAUACGAUUGGGAGGAAAUCCUUAUUUGUGCAACAUGUGAAAACAGCAUCAGUAGAAUAUGUAAUAUGUGGGCCUGCAUAUCUGGAGCAUGGGUGUGCAUCUGUUCUCUCUCUUUUCCCAUACAAACACCCCACACAUGCACAUAGUUCAUCCUUUCGAUUUAAAAGGGGAAUAGAACUACCUUCUGGGAGAAUAUAAUCUUCAAUUUUAUGCAAAACCCUCAUGCAGUAUUUUCUUUUAGUGUCCUGCUUUUUGCUUUCUAUGCUUCCCAUGUAAAUCUGCCUGUUUGUCUCUAUCCAUCCAUCCAUCCAUCAUCUAUUUAUAUGCUGCCCAUCUCAUUCUGAAAAGCAAUUCUUGAUGUAGGCUUCUAGAUUGAUGCAGUAAUCUAAAUUACUAUUGUACAUCUGAUUGCCAAGAUCACUGAAGUGACUUAAAUGAUUUCUGUGAUGAACAGAUUCUUCAAUUACUUUUUAUUUGAUUUAAGUGCUCUCUACAGCCUCUUGUGAGAGACAGAGGGAAAAGUCUUCAAGAACUUUAGAAAGAAAAUUCUUCUGUGGACCAACAUGCAGGAGAGCUAUGAAACAGUAAUCUCAUUGGCAGAAGAACUUGCCAUAAGCUGGCCUCGGAUAACUGCCUUUGCAGAGACUCGAGGACGCCAAGGUUUGGCCCCUGGAUUGCGAUCUGGAUCAUCCUGUAUCAUUGGCUACACUAGUAAGACUGAUGGGAGCUGCAGUUCAGCAAUUUGAAGUAUUGUAAUCAAAUUGAGAACAAAAAGAAGAACUUUGUUCAACAACAGUUUAUCCAGAUUAAGAAGAUAGCAUAUUUUGAGUUUGAGAACUAUCAAGAUUUGGGCUUAGAAAUGGAACCUGAGCAAGGGCAGCUGGCUCCUUUACAGGGCGAGGCAGCAGCAACUACAGAUGGGUCAAGUGGGGAAGGGAUCUUUCCAGACUUCCGGAGGCAACUUGGGGUAAUUCUGCAAACUAUAGGGAAGGCUCAAGUGGAGAAGAUGCUCAGGGAGUUGGUGAAGGAGCAGGAGCAGGAGCAGCAGAGAAGAAUCAGGCGGCGGAAAAGAGUGAACAGGAAUCCUCGAAAUGGAGGUGAUGAAAUAGUGGAACAAAAUAACUUGGAGACUUCAAGGGAACUUCAGACAGGAACAGUGGAAGGACCAGCUGUGCUAUCCAGAAAACCAUUUGGGAAUGAAGUGCAAGGUUCCCUCAAAUGUCCAGGACUGGCAGGACCAAAGCAACCCAAGAUGAUUCGUGGUGAUAUGAGAGGAUGUAAGAAUACUCUUGCCCAGCAAAAUCCUCUAGGAACAAGAUGGGGAGCAGAAUCUAGAGAGAGUGUUAACCGCAGUCCAUUCUCAAAUAUGAGCCAUGACUCCCAGGAAGCUGGGAGAAUUUGUCCAUCUUUUGUUGAAAGACCCCAGUUCUUAGGAUGGCAGAAGCCCCAUUACACACAAAGGCGUCAGCAUUUACCUGCAGGGGAGAAGCCCCAUCACUGUGGAUCAUGCAGAAGAACGGUUGCAAUCCCACCAUUAAGACCUAAUUCCCCUCAUAAUUCUGCAUUGAUUCCUUUCUUGAAUUCUGCCUCUGAAUUUUCUUCUACCUUGACUCUGAAUUCUGUAGGGCCACUGAAUACCCAAGCUCUGCCAGGUAACCCAGCUUCUACCCAGUCUCAAAAACCCCAUGCCUGUGAGGAAUGUGGCAAACGAUUCCGAAUCCUAGCAAACUUGGAACGGCAUCAGCAGCGUCACGCAGCAGAAAAACCACACCAGUGCAGAGACUGUGGGCGCCGUUUCCGCUGGGGUUGCCAUUUAGAGCGCCAUAGGCGAUCACGCCGCUGUGUGGAAUGUGGUGGAGGCCUCGCAACACCUCCUCCACCCCCAACUCCACCUCCAGAACCUGAUCGACCCUAUUCCUGUGGGGAGUGUGGGAGGCGGUUUACACAGCGCUCAGCGCUCAGCAAACAUAGGCGUCUGCACUCAGGGGAGCGUCCCUAUGGGUGUGGAGAGUGUGGGAAACGCUUCCUGCAGCGUUCUGACCUCACUAUUCACAUCCGCUCACAUUCUGGUGAGCAACCCUAUGCCUGCACAGAGUGCGGACGCCGUUUCAGUGUCAGUUCAAACCUCAGCAAGCACAGGCGCAUGCACCGGGGGGAGCGCCCUCAUGCAUGUUCUGUCUGCUCUAAACGCUUCCUCCAGCGGUCAGAACUUCUUAUCCAUCAGCGUGCUCACACUGGGGAGCGCCCUUAUCCGUGCACUGCUUGUGGAAAGCGUUUUGCUCGCCGGGCUCAUCUUAAACGCCAUCAGCGAACCCAUGGGGGAAUGCCUGCCACAACUACUGCAUCUCGGCACCAGAAUGGUCAUCUUUUCACCGCUCCCUCACCAGAUGCUAUGUCCUUUGUGAACAUCAACAGCAUGAAUCUUGGGUGACUGAUGUCCUUGAACCACAUGCUUAAGCCAAUACAGUUGCCACACGGUUGUGCCCACCUGUAGCUGGGCCUCCUGCUUUCUCAGCAGCUCGAGAUUCUGUGAAUGCUUCUUCACUGGGUCUACUCUGGGCUGUGCCCUCUUUAGGAUGUCCUCCCUUCUGCUCAUAGCAUUUUUGCAGGGGACAAUCUGAGUUCUGAUUAGCCCAUGGAAAUAGCAUCAUAUUAGCCCUUUAUCCUCAUCUGUUUGGAGGCUUGGCAGGUUUUUUUGCUUGGGCCUUCUUAGAACUUCUUUGCUUGCCCUUAUAUUAUAGGGUAUGGAGCCAGUGAAAUUAUUCAUGAUCAUCUGCUACAUUCCCUGACUUGUUGAUUUAUCUUGGUAAUACCACUAGCGUGUCAAUUUUGACAACUCUGAAGAGGAAAAGACACAAUCACUUUACUAUCGAAAGUUAACUGCAAUUCAUUGAUGCAAGUAAUUUUGUCUUGCAAACCACAGUCAUAACAGGCAUUUAUUACAGAUUCACAGAUGUAGUUCUUUUUUCUCUUGAAGUGGUCCACUACAUGUCUUCCCUAUUUUUGUAAAUUUUACCAGUCCCCAACAUUACCCCUGGCCAAAAAACUCAUUUUGAGCAGAUUUGCCCUUGUUUCUUUUGAUGGGAAAGAAAUCCAAAUAGGCUUCUCUGAAGGGCUUUGAACUCAUUACCUGUAGACAAAAAUUGCAUACUUGUUGUUGAGUCUACAGUAUAUAUUAGUAUACACAUAUUGUAGCAGUCAGUCUAUAACUGAUUGAGUUGGGUGCAUUUUAUGUCUGUGGUCUAUGCUUCUACAGCUCCAAAGGACAAUCGUGUCCAAGCAUUGGAUGGUCCAGAACUGUCAUGAGAGAACAGCGGUUCAGAAUCAGGAAACACUGUGGUGGUGUGAUUUGGGCCUUGCAGCUGUUUGUGGAAUUUGGGAAAAGAUGAGCCAGGCCUUCAAAAGUGUUUUUAGUGCUCUUUCACCAUCAGCUCCUGAGAGAGCAAAGUAAGGACUUUGUUGAGAAUUCUGGACUGGAGCAUUUUAGAAUGGAAAGAGUCUGCUUGCUACAUCUGGUGAUUCAGCCAGCUUUGAAGAGAAUGGUAAAGCUGCUGCUGUGUAAGGACAACAACCUUUUGGUACACUACUGUGACAGGCAAUUUCCAGGUAUAUUAUUAUUUACCAGGCCAGGGUUAUAGAUCCAGCUUGUAUAUUCUUGAUAUAUGUAGGGCUGGCAUUUUGUUUUCCAUCAUAAAGUUGACCGUGGCCUCUAGAUUGGAGAAGCAAUUAAUAUCUGAAUUAAGACUAAUGCAGUAGAACUUUUAUCAAUUUUUUUUAACCAUGUAUUUUCUUUUAAACUACAUAGUUGAAUCCCGGAACGUACACAUAUAUGAACAAAAUAGAAUAUUUUGCAAUACUCUUCCACAGGAGCUGUUUUGCAUCUUUCAUAUUAUAACAAGUGUUUUGGGUUGAGGUGACAACCUCAAAAUGGUUUGGAGCCGUCUCCAUUUUAUAAAGCUGAACAUCAAGAAGCUCAUGACGAUAUGAAACAUGAAAUCUUUGCUUAUGCAGUUUUUGAUCAUAGCGUGCAGUGACUAUCUUAGCCAGUGCAGAUCUAGUCUUUUUCAGGCCUGCAUAUUGUUUUAAAGCAUGCACGGAGAAAUACAGAGUUGGAAUGACCUGACCAUGUUGCAAGAAACAGCCAACAGGUCAGACAGACUAGCUGGGAUGGGUGCUAGAAUUGGAUUCCAUUGCUUCAAUAGUUGGCUAAUCUGAUUUACAAAUGAGGGCAAAUAUACGGUACAUGUCCUAGGAUAAUGAUGCAAGAUCAAAUUUGGGCUGGUCACUGGGAGCAGAGAUUUACUCUUCCAAGCUUUCAGACUCAUGCUAGAACCCAUCGUCAAAUUUAGUCAGACUUAAGACUGACUCUAGACUCUUUAGAAUUUAAUCUGAUUUGGCAAUAGCUAUUUUGAUAAACCUUUUAUAAAGACGAAUGAUUGAUUACUACUUUACUCAGUUUCUUCAGAGUGAUCAGGAAAUGGUUACUGGUUAGCUAGUUGGGCAUUACAGAGUCUUAGGGAGAGAAUAUCAUUUGGAUAUUGAUAGAGAAAUAGAAAGGAAGAAAUUGUUAAUAACUCUUUGGGUCUGUAAUUUUUUCAAUCAGUCCUAGUGGGUCAUUGUCAAUGGAUAUUGCCUUCCCUGGAUAUUUUUUGAAACAUAUUAGAGCAUGUUUGAUAGAUUUUACAUGUUGCAAGGCUAUUGAAUCAGACAUAUUACCAAAACGGCUUUUAUAUUCAUCUGGACAGUUCUUGAAGAGCUCUGAUAAGUAAUUUAAAUGUUCCAGAUUUAAAUACCUUUUUAUCUCUACGCUACCAGUGAUUAAGUAGACAUUUGCUUGGAUCUACCAUCUGAGCUUUUUCCCUUUCUCUCUUUUUGCAUUAGGCAUAUCACAAAAAUUGUUGGCUUAAUAAUCUUUGGUUUAGUAAAUUAAAAUUUAUACUAGUCUACCUUAAUUUUAAGAACUAGAUAAUAUGGAACAAGAAUUGAUUCUGCUACAAAAUUUCUAUAUUACUAAAACUCGUUCUCAUGACUUUUAACUGAUCAAAACGGUGCAUCAUAGAGCAACAGUUUUUGAGCCCAGAAACUUCAGAUGGGUUAAUUUACAGAAUGUGUCCAAAGUAUGAGACACAUGACUUCUGUGAGAAUUAAAUUUGGGGAAAUUGUGCUUGAUUGAGUACUGCUGGGUUAUUGCUAUGGUCAUGGAAUGCUGAAAAAGGAUAUUUUGGCAUUUCUGAUGCUCCCUGCCAGAUUUCCACAAGGAAACUCAAUGCAGAAGUCAAUAGGAAGUCAAAAGUUGUUCCUGUUCCCCACUGCUUUUUUGCCUACCCUUGUUUAGGUAAAGAAAUAUCUCUGAAAUGAUGACCCAAUGGGGCAUGGGUAGUAAUGCAAAGUUUUUGGAAUUCCCUGUUUAUAGUUCACUUCUGCUAGGAUCUUUUCUAACCUCAAGCUAUUAGCAAAUGGCUCAAUUACUCUCAGGGCCUGAAUGUCACUGAUGGGAAUAUUCACACAAAAAUACUUAAGAAAGAGACAGCUCUUAAUUCUUGAGCAGAUUCUUGGAUUUUUUUUUAUAAAUUCCAACAAAAAUGCUGAUGAUGCAGGAACUAUUUUUAUGGGAAUUGUGGCUCAAGACACAGAAAAUAAAACAUUCAAGCGAUGACUUCUGAAUGUUAACCCAAAUUCUGUAGAAAGCUGUAUUCCUGUAUUUACAAUGAAAAUUAUCCUAUAAAUUUCUAAUCAUAGGAAAAGUUAGUAUUUUCUUUUGAUCACACACACACACACACACACUCCUAUAAAAUUGCAAGCAAGGAUAAAGGAUAAUAUUAUUCUUUAUUAAGAGAUACCAAAAGGAAUGCAUUAUUGUCCCACUCCAUUUUGGGGCUCAAAUAGGCUGUCUAUGGUGAAAAAUCGGGUAAUAAUAUCUGGAUCAUGGAACAAGUAGUUUAGUCAUCAUCUUGAAUGAGAGUCCAUCAGGCUUCAGAUCUUUGGCAUCAUCUGCAGCAGAUUUAGAUGAUGAAGAACAUGGGAACAGCUCUACUUUCUCUUACCACCUACAUCUUCAUAUAGGAGUCAAAUAGAUGUCCUAAGGAUAUUUACUAAGGGAGUUUACAUUACGGCAGUGUCCGGCAGUUCUAUUUAUUCCACAGAAUCAGAUAUAUGGUCCUGAAUGUGAGAUUUGUGCCUUUGCCUUGUAUUGGACAUUAUCUUAAUGAACUCAUAAGUCCUUUUUUAAAAAGCCUUUUAUAUGCACCACAUGGGACAGUAUUCCAAGUUUAAUCUUGAUGCAUUUGGUUUUGCUUAUUGCUCACCAACUCCAACUGGGGAUAAUCUGCUAAUUUACUUUCUGCAGCACUUGUGAUAGAUAAACAUCUUCCAAACCACUAAGCAAAUAGAGCAAAAAUCUUCAGGGGCAUUAGAAAAUAAAAUAGGCCAUAACUUUUUUUUUUUUUGAUGGAACAUUGUGGUUGUAGGCCUUGGAGUUCCCCUUGUUUCAAAAACCACUUGGUUUGCCAAAACUUGCAGUUCCAAUCUCACAAAGAUUCCCUUCCAAAGCAAACAGUUUCUACCAUAAAAUGUCUGCAAAAUGCGGACAAGAUCUCUUAGCCUUUCCUAAACUGUAACUUAGGAAAGGCA